Molecule: messenger RNA, 1191 nt
Organism: Cucurbita pepo subsp. pepo (vegetable marrow)
Lineage: Eukaryota; Viridiplantae; Streptophyta; Magnoliopsida; Cucurbitales; Cucurbitaceae
Product: basic leucine zipper 6
Biological process (GO): positive regulation of DNA-templated transcription
Cellular component (GO): nucleus
Molecular function (GO): DNA-binding transcription factor activity; DNA binding
Source: RefSeq, a predicted model, not a curated record
AUGGCACAAUUGCCCCCAAAAAUACCCUCUUUCCCUCAAAAUUGGUCUCAUUUUCCUCCUCCUUCAAUGCAUAAUUUAUCUCAUUCCCCUCCGCCGCCGCCGUCCUCCGCCGCUUCCCACCAUAACCCUUCAUGGGUUGAUGACUUUCUCGACUUCUCCACUGCCCGCCGUGGCCUUCACCGGAGAUCCAUUAGCGACUCCAUUGCUUUUCUCGAAACCCCAUUUUCCAAUGAAUGUCGUAACUCCUCCUCCUCCUCGUCCACUGUCGCCGUCACCGUGCUGCAUGCUACUCCGACGUUUGACCGGCUUGACGACGACCAACUUAUGUCAAUGUUUUCCGAUGACAUUUCCGUGGCGGUGCCGGCGUCGUCGAACCCUUCAUCCUCCUCCGACCAGAAUAGUAAUAACGAUGAAAAGAGGACGACAGUGCCGUCGGAACCUCCGCCGCCGCAUCAAUUGAAGAAUGAACCGGGUGAGGUCGAAUGCUCCUCUCGCCAAUUACAGCAGCAAUCUGAACCUCCGCCGCCGUCUUCCGCCGCCGGCGAUAACACCAUUGAUCCCAAACGAGUUAAGAGAAUUUUAGCAAAUCGACAAUCAGCACAAAGGUCGAGGGUCAGGAAAUUACAAUACAUUUCUGAGCUCGAGAGAAGUGUAACGACAUUACAGACGGAAGUUUCAGCGUUGUCCCCGAGAGUAGCAUUUUUGGAUCAUCAAAGAUUGAUUCUUAAUGUCGAUAAUAGUGCUCUUAAGCAGAGAAUUGCAGCUUUGGCUCAAGAUAAGAUUUUUAAAGAUGCUCAUCAAGAGGCAUUAAGGAAGGAAAUAGAGAGAUUAAGGCAAGUUUAUCAUCAACAAAGUUUGAAGAAAAUGGGAAGCAAUCAUAAUCAGAAUGGGGCGGCGCCACCGUCUUCAGGGAAAGAAGCUCCGCCGCGAAUGGCUGAGACGGAAACGGAGCUGGCUGUCAGUUGAAUUUAACAAAAUGGACUUCGUUCACGUGAUUUGCUUCCAAUUCUCACUUGGAUGUUUUGCGGUGGGGUCCACUUGACAGUUUGAUAAUCAACGGUCAACGUGUUGACACGUGGGUGAGACUGGUUUAGGAGGGUGCUGAUGAAAACAAAAACAAUUUCUUUUUCUUUUUCUUUUUUCAAAGAUUAUUGGGUUUUUUUUAAGGGUGGAUUUAUUAAUUGGAUUAAU